GUCGCUACGCCGCCGUGCCUGUUGUGGGACUGCGAGAAGGGAAAAAAGGGUUAGGGAUUUGAAGAGGGAUGGCUUCGUUGGAGGCAAAGGUAGAACCAAGCGAUGUUACAGCUAUUACAGUAGGAAGUUCGCCACUGCCGAUAGAAGACAGCAACAGUGGCCUUUCUGAUAAUGAUCCCGUUGCCUCAGAAGAACCCAUUGACGUAGAAGCAUCUGAGUCACCAGCGAAGGACUGGAUGGGUACUUCAGACCUGCAGAUAUUACACAAUGAGGGGACUGCUCCCAGCCCAGAGGAUGUGGAAGUUCUUGAGGGUGAUAUACCAGCAGUGGAGCACAAGGAGAUUGUGAUUAAAGAACAGCCUGUCCAUCUUGGGGAAUAUAAGAUGGUUGCUGAAGCAGAGACUGGUGAUCAUGGCGUGAAGGUGACCAGUGUGAUGCCCUUUGCAAAAGGUCUUCCAGGUCAUGCUGCCAAAACAUUCCCAUCCUCUCCCACAAAGAUGAUUGGGAGUAGUCGGGCAAAGAUGUCACUCACUAGCACCAGCAAAUCAUCAAAUGCUGUCCAGAGUCUGGCAAUGAAAUUGUUGAGCUUGCCUAGUAGUCGAAAUUCAGGUGAGGUCUCUGGAAUUAUGGCUGAUGCUGCGGCUGCUGCUGCAGCAAUGCAUGAAAGACCAAAAAUACACAGAGCGAGGAAGACCAUGCCCAAGCCUAGCUUUGAUAUGGCCAGAUUUAUAGAAAAGAGAAGCAGCAUGGGCAUUGCAAAUGCUAUUCUCCAUAAUGCAUUGCCUGAAGAUAUGGAGAUAGCAUUUGCUAAGAAGAGAAAAUUGGAAUUGAGUGGCAAUGAGGUACCUAAAAAGAUCUCCACUCUUGGGACAGAAAAAUUCAGCUCUGCAGAGCCAGCCAAAACAGAAAAAAACAACUGCAUUAUGAGCGAGGAGAAAAGCAUUUCGCAUCAAGGCAGACACGAGGUGGAAGAAAAGAAAUUGGACAAUGGCUCUUUCUCAGAAGAGCAUCAAGCCUCUGCAGGUGACUCGCGACUUAACCUAUCUCGUGAGUGUGAUGGGAAUAAGGAGAGACCAUCUGAAUCUAUGGAUGAGUGGGAGGAGGAAGUGGGGGAGGAUUUCAGCCUUUUCUAUGACAGCUACUCUGUGGACGAAGGGAAGGUGGACUCUGACUGCAAGUCUGGUGGAGAUGGUGUGGAAGAUCAGCCAAGUGAUGGAGAGGAAGAUGAAGAUUAUGAAGAGGAAGAUGACGAUGAUCAAGAAGGAUCAGGAAAUCAAUCAGACAGGAGCUCUAUUUCCAGUGUGAAAAGGAAAGGAAAGAAGAAAAACAAGAGUGACAGUGCUUGGCUGAAACCUACCCGGAAACGUAGGAGGAAAGACAGAACAAAGCAGCUGAAUGAGGCUGUAAAUAUGAGUGGAGGUUCUACAAAUCAGAUGCACAGUGAAUACACAGAAGUGCCUUUGGGGUCGCUCGAGCUGCCGGGUGAAGAGAACCUGUCACCUAAUAAUGCAGGGAUAUCGAAUGAUGCUAGUUCCAUGGAGACUGAUCGCUUUGAGGAAGUACCACUGUGCAGCUGUAGAAUGGAAGCACCCAAGAUUGAUCGAAUCAGCGAGCUAGCAAACAACAAAUGCAUGGCAACCGAGAGCAUUGAUGGAGAGCUAAGUGGCUGUAGUAAUAACAUCCUAAAACGAGAGACCAUGAGGCCUUCAAGUCGUGUUCCACUGAUGGUUCUUUGCGAGAUGCAUCGUGCCAAGAUGGUGAAGCACCAUUGUUGUCCUGGAUGUGGAUACUUCUGCACUGCGGGUACUUUCUUGGAAUGUCACCCUGAUUUCCGGAUCACCCAUCGUUUUCACAAGGCUUGCCUCUCCCAACUUAAUGGCAUGGUUUUCUGCCCACAUUGUGGAGAGGAUGCCUCCGAGGCCCAAGAGAUUGUGGUUCCUAGGGCAGAUACAUGCACAGCCUCUGUGCCUGCCCCAAUACCCCCAGCGCAAGGGAGUGAAGCAACUGGAAGAGCUGACACAACGCAACCCAGCGCCCGGAUGAGAGGCAGCACAGAAAAUAAGAGGCAGCCAGAGCCUUUGCAGAAGAGCUCUGAGCAGUCAUCUGGACCAUACAUCACCCUUCCUUCAGGUGUAAUUCUCUCAGCUGCUGGCCUUCCCCCUGGUCCUGCACAUGAGGCACUUGAAAAAGCAUUGGUCAUUCCAGAAAUAGAGACCAAACGCAAAAAACUGAGGUACCACCCACGACAGCUGUAUUUGUCAUCCAAGCAGGGAGAGCUGCAGAAGGUCAUCCUCAUGUUAUUGGAUGGCUUAAGUACAGGAUUUCAGAGUGACCACCAAAGUCGGAGGUCUCCUCUUCAUGCUGCAGCACAAGGUGGAUUUCUAGAUAUCUGUCAUGUACUAGUGCAGGCAGGUGCCAGUGUAAAUGUCAGAGAUAAAUCUUUCCGUACACCACUGAUUGAAGCUGUUGUUAACAACCAUUAUGAACUGGCUAAGUACCUGGUGGAUCAUGGUGCAUGUGUCUAUCACAAGGAGGAGGAUGGCUCAACAUGCCUUCACCAUGCAGCCAAAAACGGGAACCUGCCCAUCUUGCAGCUUCUGCUUUCCACAGGGUUGGUGGAUGUGAAUGCACAGGACAGUGGAGGCUGGACCCCUGUUAUAUGGGCAGCAGAGCACAAGCACUUAGAUAUUAUUAAAGAAUUGCUGGCAAGAGGAGCAGACGUUACCUUGCGUGACAAUGAACACAACAUUUGCCUGCACUGGGCUUCCUUUACGGGGAGUGCUGAAAUUGCAGAGGUUCUUCUGAAUGCCAAGUGUAAUCUGCAUGCUGUUAACUACCAUGGAGACACCCCUCUUCACAUUGCUGCCAGAGAAAGCUUCCAUGAGUGUGUUAUGUUGUUCUUGUCCCGCGGAGCAGAUAUUGGUGUAAGAAAUAAUGAAGGGGACACUCCAUUGGAGCUGACUGCUGAAAACUCUGAUGUCUGGUUUGCUCUUCAACUGAAUAAGAAAAUUAAGCAGGGAAUCUAUAAUCGUGCUGUCCGUACUGAGAGGAUAAUCAGCAGGGACAUUGCACAUGGCUAUGAGAAUGUGCCUAUUCCCUGUGUGAAUGGCGUGGAUGAAGAGCCUUGCCCAUAUGACUACAAGUAUGUGUCUGAGAAUUGUGAGACCUCAGCCAUGAGUAUUGACAGGAAUAUCACUCAUUUGCAGCACUGCAACUGCCAAGAUGACUGCUCUUCUAGUAAUUGCCUUUGUGGACAGCUCAGUAUUCGUUGUUGGUAUGACAAGGAUGGUCGUCUUCUGCAGGAAUUCAACAAGAUUGAGCCACCUUUGAUAUUUGAAUGUAACCAGGCCUGCACUUGCUGGAAAACGUGCAAGAACAGAGUUGUACAGAGGGGCAUUCGGGCUCGUUUACAGUUAUACCGUACUGCCAAGAUGGGCUGGGGUGUCAGAGCAGUACAGGAAAUCCCUCAAGGGACCUUCAUCUGCGAAUAUGUGGGAGAACUCAUAUCUGAUGCUGAAGCAGAUGUAAGGGAAGAUGAUUCUUACCUCUUUGACCUGGAUAAUAAGGAUGGGGAGGUAUACUGCAUAGAUGCGCGUUACUAUGGCAACGUUAGCCGUUUUAUCAACCAUCUGUGUGACCCAAAUAUCAUCCCAGUACGUGUCUUCAUGCUGCACCAGGACCUAAGAUUUCCACGUAUUGCUUUCUUCAGCAGCAGAGACAUAAAGGCCGGAGAGGAGCUAGGUUUUGAUUAUGGUGAUCGAUUCUGGGACAUCAAGAGCAAGUAUUUCACCUGUCAAUGUGGCUCAGAAAAGUGCAAGCACUCUGCUGAAGCUAUUGCUCUGGAGCAAAGCAGGUUGGCCCGGAUGGAAGUAUACCAAGAUGUUCAGUCUGAUAGUGGAAUACCAAUUACUGUAAAUCCCUGAGGCCUGCAGGCUCAAACACUCUGCUGAUAGACUGUGAUGAUUGGGACUGUCUGUGUUUCAAAUACUGCAGCUUAUGGAGAAUGUUGGAUUUCAUUACUUCAUAUCGCCUUCUGUUCAUUAUGUUUGCUGUCCAAGAAAAUGUAGAACAGCAUGUGUAUGAAGAUUAUUAGGGGGAGGGGGACCGUAGUUCUGGUUGUUAAAGCACUCAGACUGGGGUGGGGGAUUCUGCCCUGUCUAUUAGACUUUUUCUGUAUUUUGGAGACCUGUGUUAUUUCUGACUUGAGCUCAGAAUGAAUUAAGCACUGUCUUUUAAUAUUAUAUGAUGAGUGACACUGGGUCUCCAUCAUGAAGUCAUGAUGAUUUCAAGAUCAGAGCAUUGGCACAGGUCUAACGUUACAGUAUCCUGUCCUGGAAUGCCUUUCUGUAUCGUCUUUUUUUCUUUCUGCUAGUACCAAAAUGGAGUCACUCCUUUUAAGAUGAACUUAGGUUUACAAUAUUGUCUUGUUCACCAGAAUUUCCUGAAUCAAACAUGUGAAUGAAAAGCUGUCUUUGAAGCUUUUAAUAGUGUUGCAGGGAGAGGAAGAAGAGAACAGAUCUGCAAUGGUGUUCACCAGUUGUACUCUAAUUUUUGGCAUCUUACCUGAGACUAGUUUUUGUUUUGCACCAUUUUUUUCCUGAUAUGCUUUUCUCUAUUGUGAAUACUUUGUUUGCUGUUUAAUGCAUCUUGUUUAUGGAAAGAAGAAAUGCAGUGUUCAGCAAGUCCUGACCCCAUGAAAAAACUUACUACCUAUUUGUUAACAAUGACACCUGCAAGAUGGUCUUUUUCACUAAUGUAUGACAUUGGAGCCAUGAUUUGAUUUCCUACAACGAUUUAGCAUUUUUGCCAGUAGCAGUGUUUUGUCCCAUUGUUUCUGUGUACUUAUGUCACAAUAUGUCAUACUGUUCUCUUUGAAGGGGGCAGAUCUGACAAAUAGUUUCUCCAUUCUUUUUUUAUGGACUCUUAUUAUCAUCAUAUGCAAGUCCAUUUCACCAAAACUUCCCGUUUGAUACAUUUGACUAUAGUGCGUGUUCGACCCUGCUUUACUACUUUUUACCAUUGUGUGUAGGUAACAUUUCCUUCCCCUCUGUCACUGUUUGCACUGAACUGGUGAUAGUGUUUUAUUCCAUUACCAGGAAAGGCUGUUUUAUGCAUAUGCUUUUGCCACCACUGUGAUAUCCAUGGCCACUUUCCAUGUCUUCCAGUAUCAUAAUCUCAGAGUGAUAGCACUUAACUUCAUGCAGCAGGAUUAACCUGAAGGCUUUCUGUAGGGUCCUACACCCAUGUUUUUCAGAGCUCCAGCUGGUGUACAGACUCUGAUCUCAUUUUUCUCUUACGUGAAUUUGGAACUCACAUCAUCCCCAUAAAGGAUUUCAAUUUUGGCAGCCAGACUGAAAAAGCCAAAGGUGAGUGAAAGUUUGCAGGUUACAGGUGAGGUGGUGUUGUAGGCUGCCAUCACACCAGCCUGCAGUGCACUGCAACAUUGGCUGCUCAUGCACAAGCUGUACAUCUGCAGUGCUAGUUUGCACAUUAUUUUGGUGGCUGAAUGCUUUCCUCCUCUGUUAGUACCUGGAGCUUGCCAUUGGUGUCAAUCCCAUAGCCUCCCCAUUAAGGAGGAAGUCUAAUCACCCCCC
Molecule: messenger RNA, 5594 nt
Organism: Protopterus annectens (West African lungfish)
Lineage: Eukaryota; Metazoa; Chordata; Ceratodontiformes; Protopteridae
Gene: EHMT2
Product: euchromatic histone lysine methyltransferase 2
Exons: 28
Coding region: 69-3923 (1284 amino acids)
Cellular component (GO): nucleus
Molecular function (GO): zinc ion binding; p53 binding; histone methyltransferase activity
Source: RefSeq, a predicted model, not a curated record